AUGUCACACGCUGAGCUCGACCCUUACACCGCCAAGGCGCAGAAUGACGAUGUCACGCCUCAGCAGAAGAUCACCGACCUCCAUGCCAUCCUGAAGGCCGCGCCCACAGGCAUGCUCACCUCUCGUGCUGCCGACGGUUCUCUUCACUCUCGCGCAAUGGCGCCUGCCGGCCCGUUCGAGCCUACACAGGUCAGCCUCGUCUUCAUCGCCAACAAGGCGUCGUGGAAGAUGGACGAGGUCGCCAAUGACGCGCACGUCAACGCGAGUUUCUUCAACCCCUCCAGCACUGACUGGGCUAGCUACGCGGGUCAAGCGAAGAUCAUCACUGACAAAGAAGUCAUCAAGAAGCAUUGGAACCCGCUGGUUGCGGCAUGGUUCGGUGACCUCAAGGAUGGCGUGCACAAGGGUGACGCAGAAGACCCACGCGUCAUCGCCAUUGAACUUGUACCCGACGAGAUCCGCUACUGGGUCUCAACAAGCGGAAAGAUCGCGCGCACUGUCGACGUUGCCGUUGGUGCUGUAACUGGCAAGACCUCCGCACCGGGCGAGCUUCGUACCAUCACGAAGCAAGAGAUCCAACUUACUCAGGGUCUGCACUCGAAGACAUCGUGGAUUGAACUUGCAUCAUUCAAAUCACUGUACUUGUAA
Molecule: messenger RNA, 648 nt
Organism: Peniophora sp. CBMAI 1063
Lineage: Eukaryota; Fungi; Basidiomycota; Agaricomycetes; Russulales; Peniophoraceae
Source: the annotation of a GenBank genome assembly